Zymoseptoria tritici IPO323 is the source of this 1656-nucleotide messenger RNA. RefSeq lists its product as uncharacterized. Gene Ontology annotation, cellular component: RNA polymerase II, core complex. The transcript is spliced from 2 exons. Lineage: Eukaryota; Fungi; Ascomycota; Dothideomycetes; Mycosphaerellales; Mycosphaerellaceae. Gene Ontology annotation, biological process: DNA-templated transcription. Bases 126 to 1211 code for a protein of 361 amino acids. Gene Ontology annotation, molecular function: DNA-directed RNA polymerase activity; DNA binding; protein dimerization activity. The record is from RefSeq and is a predicted model, not a curated record.
UCCGAACCACCAAGCUCAGUCAUCACCAGAACUCAGGCGACUCCUGUCAUCGAUCGCCGCUAUCUGGGAAACUUGCGAACAACCACACGAAGCCGGCCAUCUCUUCCCAUCGCCAGACCGGCGAGAUGGACCCAUAUGGAAACUACGAUGGCAUGGACGCCGAUGAUGCCGGACCGAAAGUGACCAUCCGUGAGACCAACAAAACUACCAUCAAAUUCGCCCUCUCCAACACCAGCCUCGCAUUCGCCAACUCGAUCCGCCGCACAAUGCUCGCCGAAAUCCCCACCAUCGCCAUCGAUCUCGUCGAAGUCGAAGCCAACACAUCCGUCCUCGCCGACGAAUUCCUCGCGCAUCGUCUCGGUCUCAUCCCCCUCAGCACAAAAGGCGUUGAAGAAAUGGUCGACUGGCGCGACUGCGACCAAUGCGACGAACACUGCGAUCAAUGCAGCGUGAUCCUCCGCCUCAACGUCGCGAAUCGAUCCAGCGACCAAAACCUCAAAGUCUUCGCGCGCGACCUCUUUGUCGAAUCCGGCGCGAACGCAGGCUACAAUCGCUCAAAUGGGAUGGGAAAUUCCUCUGACGAACUGCCCGAGCGUGGACGCCCCAUCGUAAUGGAUCGGGACAACCAAGGACCUCUCAUCUGCCAACUGCGCCGCGGACAAGAGAUCAAAUUAAAAUGCAUCGCCCGCAAGGGCAUUGCGAAAGAGCACGCGAAGUGGGCACCGACGGCAGCCAUUGGCUUCGAAUACGAUCCUUGGAACAAGCUCCGUCACACAACACUAUGGUAUGAGACAGAUGCGAAAGCGGAGUGGCCGCGACCGGAGAAGAACGGUGGAUGGGAAGAGGAGCCGCAAGAAGGAGAACCAUUCAACUACGCAGCGGAGCCCUCAGCAUUCUACAUUGAACUCGAAGGAACAGGCGUCAUGCCGCCAGAUCAGAUUCUACAUUCGGGCAUCCGUGUAUUGCAGAACAAAUUGGCGGGCAUCAUCACGGAACUGGACUCAGAAGCAGCAGGACAGGACGCGAAUGGGUUUGGCGGUGGGUUCAGUCCACAAGACGGUAUGGCAAAUGGAGGACAAAAUACACAAUACGGCGGACAGAGUGCGUAUGGUGGAAACACGGCGUAUGGAGCGCAGACGCCGGCGUACGGUGCUACAAGCGUAUAUGGACAGGCGACACCAUAUGGACAGCACGGACAGCGGCCAUACUGAGCAGGCGACCAAGGAUGAGGGUCUUUAAGUGUACUAGUACGGAAGGGCAGGGACUCUUGCAGCGAUGGCGUUUGCUUGGGUGGCAUGAAGAUCUAGAAGGAAGCAUCCCUGGUGCAUUAAAUCCACAGGCCUUGUGGCCUGGAGGCGCAGUGUCGGCUUGGAGGCCGCAAUGCGGACAAUUUGGGCGGGAGCGGCCAAGGUUCGACUGACGGCGUGGAGCGCUUGAAUCUCCGUACGGCAAGACCUCUCAGCAGUCACACGAAAAAAGCUGAACUGCCGGCCGGCAAUCAAAGCUUUGCCAUGGCGUGAGUGACUUGGCAGAAGCAGUUGCAUGUCUGCGACUGCCCCAGAUUGAGGACACAGUAGCGCAGACUGGGGCCGAAUGCGCCCAUGGAAGAGGAAACGGGACUCGGUCUUGAGAGAUGGUACAGCGCGAUAUUCAUAC